AUGGAUUCAGAUGAAUUCCCAGCUGGGCUCUUAAAAGAUUAUUUUGUAAUAGAGUCAGAAAGCAGUGGAGCGUUCAAGAGAUUUGAUCUAGAGAGACUUGUGAAGGAAGGAAGAGUGGAGGGGGAGAGUGAAGCAGAGCAGAAGGGGUUGGGGGAUGAAAGUGAGAAAGUUGAGAGCAUCGGAUUUGCAAAAUAUUCAGAUGGAAGUAGCGAAGCUCAGACUAGUGCUCUCGUAAAUUUAUAUAAAAACCUGAACACAAGAAUAAGAAAAUCUCCAUCUCAAGAUACCAACAAUUUAAAACAUCUAAAAGAUCACAAAAUGCUUCUAAAGCACCCAAAUAAGCCAAAAUCUACAUCUCGAACUCCAAGAACCCAACCCAAAAACUCACAAAAUUACAAGCCAAAACCCAACACCAACCCUUACAAAAACACCCUCACUCAAACCCCAAAUCCAUCCAAUAAUCCCAAACCUGCCCUCAACCCUCCUCAAAAAACCCCUAAACCCCCUUCAAAACCCCACCAAAAUCCCCGUCCAGCCACCCAAAUCCCAAAAACAUUUUAACCCGAACAAAGACCUGAAACCUGCUAAAAGAGUUAAGCCAAUAAGCGAAAAGAAGGAGAUUCAAGGAGAUUCAAGGAGAUUCUACAGUGAGAAGACAGAUGAAGGGGAAGCAGAAGAUGGCUGUGAGAGAAGGUGAAGCAAAGGAAGGCAGCAGGAAGGGAAUUAGGGAGAGAAAGUAUAGAAAGGGAUGAGUCCGAAGGAAUUUAAUUGGAAGAGUGUAUGAGAUGAAAAAAGCAGCUCAGAUAGAGCAUAACCAAAUCAGUUUAGGCAGGAGAGUUAGGGAUAAGGAGAAAGAUAAUGUUAAAGAGAAAUAUCAGGGGGGUUGUUGCAAAGGAAGUAUUAUAAAGAUCAAGCAAAUUGAGAGCUUAGAGAGAUAUCUUUCAAGUAAAAGAGAUUUCACACCAAAUGUCUUCCCUCAGAUGCCAAAAAUUGGGACUCUCAACUUCAUGCGAAAGUUUCGAAACAGUCAUUUCUCUCCUCAGCUUAAAUUCAAUGAGCUUAGUAAUGAUACAACACUAGAGAUAAACAAACUGAUGACUUGAAUACCAACUAAACCAAAAGAAGCUCCAAUCGCUCAAAGAAAACCCCUGGCCAAAAAGUCAACUAAAAAUGCUGAAAACCACAACACCAGUCUGAAUCUAAAAAGAAUGUACAAAAGACUUAAGAACAAAGUUGAUGUCAAAUGGGUCAAAUCUAACCAACAUUGGAAGGAAUUAGAUGCUCCAAGAAUAAGACUCUUUUCUCAAGAAGGAGAGAGGUCAAAGUAUAACAUAAAUAUGGUCAGGAAAGUUUACAGAAACUUAAAGUUAUAAGCAACUCUACUACUAAUCAUAGUCUCAUCUCUGACAAGCAGAUUAUGAGACAAAGGAAAAAGAGAGGCUUUGCUUCUGUCAAACCUCGGCUAGACUUUGGCACCCAAGAUCCUUCACAUAUCCUAAGUGUCAAUGAUACUAUGUAUACUGACCGCACUGGAAGAAAUCUAAGUGAACAGUAUAGAUAUUGAAAUACUAAAGAUAACUCUUUCGGAAGAGAUCCAACCAGAUCCAAUAAUGACCUUACCAUUGCCCCAUAUUCAACUAUGAACUUCGGGAUGAUUAGUGAUUCUUUUUUCGAUGACGGGCAUCCUAAGAUCCAUAAAAAGCUGUAGAUCUUCAA
Messenger RNA from Moneuplotes crassus, 1716 nucleotides. NCBI's taxonomy places the organism in Eukaryota, Ciliophora, Spirotrichea, Euplotida, Euplotidae. The record is from the annotation of a GenBank genome assembly.